GCGCCGCGGUGUCACGUGACGCGGGGAAACAUGGCGUCGUGUCGGAGGCUGCUGCGCUGUUUUCGCUCCGGUUUGUGGACUUUAGUCUUUUAUUGCGUUUAUUCUCACGUUUGGCUCGUUUUUGCGGAGGAGGCGGACAGCUGCGACAGCCUCAAGCUCGGACAGUAUCUCUGCAAAGAGCCAACGAUCGAUGAAGCUACUCAGGAGCCCGAAAACUGCCGGGACAUGACGGCCUGGGUGGAGUGCCUCCCAGCUCCGAACAUCAGCUGUCGGCUCUCUAACGGGACAGAGUUCAGGUUCAGCGGGGAGGAGGUGGGCUUCAACAAAACCAUCCCCUGCAGGAACGUGAGCGGUUAUUCUUAUAAAGUCGCCGUGGCGUUGUCUCUGUUUCUGGGCUGGCUGGGAGCAGACCGCUUCUACCUGGGAUACCCCGCCUUAGGUCUGCUGAAGUUCUGCACCGUUGGUUUCUGUGGAAUCGGCACGCUGGUCGACUUCAUACUGAUCGCCAUGCAGAUCGUGGGUCCAGCAGACGGAUCGAACUACAUUGUGGAUUAUUACGGCGCCCGGCUGACCCGCCUGUCCAUCACCAACCAGACCUACAGGAAGCCACACCUCUCUCUGUGAACACACCUGCACACACCUGCACACACCAACGGGAACUCAGUCGGUUUUGUAAAUACAGAGAAGACUGCGCUCCACAGAGGAUACGCUCAACUUUAUCGACACACAGACUCUGUACAAACGAACAGUUUCAGUAUAUAAAAAUGACGUAAUUUCAAAAAAUUGACAUCCUGACUGAUCAGAGGUCAUUUAAAGGGCCAUUCGCACAUUUUCAGACUGUUAACAUAAAAAAACCUUCACAUUCCUGCUAAACGUUUUUACAUCAUCUAUCACAUCUUAGAUUGAUCUCUAUUGAUCAGCUAUUGGUUUCUAAUUAUCUCGGUGAAAAUGUAUUUAAGCUAUAACUACAUAUUUGGUUAUUCCGGCUCGUCUGCGGAGAGUUCAGGAGGUUUUCGAUCAAACUGAAAACAUGUCGUCACGUCGGAUCAGUUUCUGUUGUUUUAUUUAAUAUAAUUUUGUUGAAAUAUAUUUUGUGACGUUUCGCUGCCGUUUCGUCUUUAAGUUAUGAUGUUUUUCCAAAACAGACUUUAUUAAAUAAAGUUUCUUUUUGUAUUCGUCCA
Messenger RNA from Plectropomus leopardus (leopard coralgrouper), 1181 nucleotides. NCBI's taxonomy places the organism in Eukaryota, Metazoa, Chordata, Actinopteri, Perciformes, Serranidae. The record is from RefSeq and is a predicted model, not a curated record.